This is a messenger RNA of Arabis nemorensis, 831 nucleotides long. NCBI's taxonomy places the organism in Eukaryota, Viridiplantae, Streptophyta, Magnoliopsida, Brassicales, Brassicaceae. The record is from the annotation of a GenBank genome assembly.
AUGGCUAAAGGUCCAGGUCUCUACACCGAAAUCGGCAAAAAAGUCAGGGAUCUUUUGUACAAGGAUUACCAAGGAGACCAUAAACUCACUGUCGCUACCUUUUCCGAUACCGGUGUCGCGAUCACUACAACGGGAACGAAAAAGGGAAGCCAAUUGGUAGGUGAUGUUUCUACUCAAGUGAAGAACAAGAAUUUCACUACUGAUCUCAAAGUUUCAACUGAUGCUUCUCUUCUGACCACUCUUACCUAUGAUGAGGCUGCCCCUGGAUUGAAGACAAUCGUGAGCGCCAAGUUGCCCGAUCAGAAAUCUGGCAAGAUUGAGCUGCAGUACUUGCAUGACUAUGCUGGUAUCUGCACCAGCGUCGGGUUAACAGCUAACCCGAUUGUCAAUUUCUCCGGUGUGGUUGGAACUAAUGUGGUGGCACUCGGUACUGAUGCCUCCUUCAACACUGAAACUGGCAAUUUCAAACACUUGAAUUUUGGUUUGAACUUCACCAAGGAUGAUUUGAUUGCUUCAGUUACUCUGAAUGACAAGGGCGAGAAACUGACCGCAUCGUACUACCACGUGGUGGACCCAUUGACCAACACAGUGGUUGGCGCAGAGGUUAACCACAACUUCUCGACCAACGAGAACACCGUAACCUUCGGUACUCAGCACGCACUUGACCCAUUGACCACAGUGAAGGCGCGCGUGAACAAUGCCGGUGUAGCCAACGCGCUGAUCCAACACCAGUGGCGUCCAAAGUCGUUUGUCACCGUUUCUGGAGAGGUUGACUCAAAGGCGAUUGAGAAGACUCCAAAGGUCGGGAUUGCUCUCGCUCUCAAGCCUUGA